GUAAUGUAAUCCGCAGGUGAAAGGGGCUUGUCUGUUUGAAUGCAAAGAGCGGAAAUGUUCUUUGACUGGAGUAGCAUUUCUCGUGUGUCCGAAAGGUCUUAAGUGGGAAAAACUGUGAAAAUGAGCCAACUGGAGGAGCUAAAGUUGUUUGUGGCUGGGCGACUGCGAACUGCUACAUCCGAAAUCCUUGCUGUUAUCGACAAAACUAUAGAGGUGUACGAGCAAGAGGUCACCCGGUUGAAGGAGGAAAACAAGCGCCACUCGUCUCUGUUGGAGAUUAUCCUGAAGAAAAAGUUGCCAAAGAAACGAGGUUGUCAUCUAACCAACACUACCACUAUAGAGGUUGCUGCAAAGCUUGCCGCUGACUGCAGUGUCGCUCCUGCUGUUAAGGAAGAAAAUUCUCCUUCUGGCCCAUCUGCUCUAGACUCGGGAGUUAACAGCAAGACCCAAACAUCUACCUUUAGCGCCACUGUUGGGCAACAGACUGUCUUCAUCUCCAAGGAGCGCCUUCUCAGGUUUUCAACCAUGGAGAACUGUUUCUUCUGUUUCAAGCAAGUGCCCGCCUCAAAGCACCACCUGUUGAAAAGACAUUAUGAUAUAGCCGUCCAUUUUAUUCAGGACGACAUCGAAAGAUUUGUGAUCCCAUGUAUGUGUUCAGACAAAAUUCAGGAAAGAAGUCACUGGCACUGUCCGUGCUGCAAGAAGGUCCUUAAUCGGCGAUGCAUCUUUAAAGUCCACCUAUCAAAACAACAUUGUUAUACUGUUCUGCAGACAAGCCAAGUGUCAGGGAAUCUUCGUCUGCCUUACACUGUCAUGUUUGAAGAAGAAUCUUCGGGCCUCGAAGACUCUGAGGAAGACGAGGAAGAGCUCAGCAGUCCGGAACAGCAGCAGGAGGAAACGGCUUCACCUCUGCUUCAAAUGAAAGAAAAAGCAGCAGGCCAACUUCCAAAUGUGGUGGAUGCCCAACAUUCUGGUAGAAGUCAACCACAGCAACACUGUCUAUACCCAAAUCAAGACCGUGGCACGGACAUCUGGUUCAACACUCGCAUUCAAGACGGAAAGGAAGUUAUUAUAGUGGAAAGUCGUCAGAAUAGUGGCUUAGGUAAAGGACUGGAUUCAGCUGGCAAAAUGCAGCACCCACAUGAAACCGGUGUGGUAACGAAGGGCAAAUCCUGCAGCAAUACCAAGGAAUCUGUCCCGACCAAAGCAGCGUCCUCAAGUUCAGAUGAUCUUAGUCCACCAAGCAAAAAGCAUGCAAAAAAUCAAUUAGCAGACCUAAAUCUGAGUACAGUGAAAACAAAGUUAUCUGCCACUCAGAAACGUGUUGGGUCGUAUUACUGCAAGGCAUGUGGAGAAAUGUUCCAUUACUUCCACAAGCUAAAGACGCACAUGCAGAAACACGCAGGGGACAAAAUCUGUAUUUGUGGGGUUUGUGGGAAAAGUCUGACGCGCAGUGAAAGUCUACAUGAACACUUGCAGAACCACAACGCCGAGAACGUUUGUGGGACGUGUGGCAAGCAGUUUUCAAGCCAGUCUCGCUUGCAGCAGCAUAAGGCUUUUCAUAAAUCAAAGACUAAAUACAAAGUCUACAAUAUGAUCACACCUGGAUUCACGCAGGGGUUUGAAAAGUCUUAAAAUGUGAAAAUCUUGCCUAACUGGAAAUCCUUAAAACUGAAAUUGGUGCUAAAGGGGAUGAGCUCAGACUUAAGUAGGAUAAGGUUGUGUAUGUAGAUGAGUGUUUUGUUGAGAAGAUUACUUGGGUUAAGAUAGCUGUUUUGAUUUAAUGUAGAGCUAAAUUGAUCAUUUUCAGCGAAUAAACACGAAUCGUUAAAUUGAUAACAAUAAAAGCUUUGUUAAAAUGUUAA
Messenger RNA from Poecilia reticulata (guppy), 1865 nucleotides. RefSeq lists its product as uncharacterized. The record is from RefSeq and is a predicted model, not a curated record. Gene Ontology annotation, biological process: regulation of transcription by RNA polymerase II. Gene Ontology annotation, molecular function: RNA polymerase II cis-regulatory region sequence-specific DNA binding; DNA-binding transcription activator activity, RNA polymerase II-specific. Gene Ontology annotation, cellular component: nucleus. Lineage: Eukaryota; Metazoa; Chordata; Actinopteri; Cyprinodontiformes; Poeciliidae.